AUGUCAAAGUUGGGAUUCAGUUACUGUCAAUCUUUAUUACUAUCCAACCUAUAUUUUUGGGAUAACACCUAUAACACCUUUCAUCUUCCUUGUGGAAUGAUGACUCCCACACUUUUCGAAGUAGCUGCCAUUGCUGGACUUCCUCCGACAGGAGAGACCUUCGACCCCUACCAAGACUGUGAAAACUUGAUUGACUUCAACGUUAAGAACGCUUCAUUUAGUACUCACAUUAAUCUAUAUCAUGCUGAUGAGGAAGAAGUUUCUGAUAUAGAACAUAUAGCGUUCUUAGGUCUAUGGUUGUCCAAGUUCUUCUUUUGCUGCAAAUCUCUACAAGUUGCUAAGAGAUUUUUAACGCUCGCUAACCAAUUGCAUGCUGGUCGAAGAGUGGGGUUGAGUGAACUCUUAUUGGCUAGUUUGUACGAAAAUCUAGGAUCAACUAGUGCUAAGCUAAAGGAAUACGAAGCUGGCACCAAUCUAUUACUAUCUGGGCCUUAUUGGCUUCUUCAAUUGUGGCUUAAUGCCACUUUCGAAUCCUUUUUGCCAACACGAGGAAACAUCGAAGAAAAUGCCCCAGAGAUAAUAAAUCGAAGCAUUGAGGGCACCAGACUCCUUCGACUGACUCCAGCUGAUGAUGUUGAUAACGUACAAACUUCCCUCACCAAAUACACCUUGAUGUUCUCGAAGCGUCAUCAUUUCCUUCCUUCGAUGGCUCCUUUUGCCAGUCGAACCCAUGGUCCUUCCUGGUUUACUGCCUCGCUCAAAGACGCUAUGAAAAAUGCCAACACAGAGAUCGAAGACAUAUGGCGUGCCUUUCUCCUCCCAAGGCUACUUGUUUCUAGGAUUCUGCCAGUAAAGAGUCAUGUGUGUCUGUUGGCUUAUCAGCCUAAUUUUGUCUCUCGACAAUUUGGGUUGUGUCAACUUAUCCCUUUCUCUUUAUUCAAGCGAAAGUGUGAGAUCUGCUGUGCAGGGACUGAAUGGAGCGCCCGAGACAUUGCCGUUCAUAAAGAAUUCCAUUCCAAUUGUGCCGAAUUCCAAUUAAUAGCCUUCCAACCGUCGUUCUAUUCCACCAAUGGUUUCGCCACUUGGUGGACAGAUUUCUAUUCCAAGAAUAUGUUUUCUACUGCUGAAAUCAAAGAACAUCUAACGAAGGCUUUUUCAUCUUUGAAGGAAAAUGUCCCCAAGGGUAAGCUUACUCAUUCUGCAGAAAUCCAAGCAUUCCAAAAGUACUUUGAAACUGUCUAUGACCCAACGAACAUUGUUGGAACCGUUUGUUAUGCAGCUCCAAUUUUAAAAGAAAAAUUUGAAAAGCAGAUUGCCAAAAGAAAAUCUCUCAAAGCUUCUUUUAAACAUUUGCAUGUUUCGACUAACUCACAUUCUUCUUUAGCUAUCAAAAGAAAGGUGGCGAAGAAAGAAAAACCUGUGGCAAAGGCUAGUUCGACUACUGCUUCCAGGCCAACUACCUCUUCAAGCCAGGGAGUGCCUUCUAGUGCUGCUCUAGAAAAAACGAAGAAAAGUUCAAAGGGUAGUGGCAAGCCUCCCUUGACACCCAAGAAAAGAAAAACCUCUCCUGCCAAUAUAAUUCUUGUCGAAGAUGAUGAAGAGGAUACUCCUCCCACUCCACUCAAGAAAAAACAGAAGAAAAAUAAGGACAAAGCCACCACUCCCCUCAUUUCUACUGCCAAUCAAAGUGAUCCUUCAAGCGGCAUGAAUCCAUCUCCUCCUCUGAUAGUCAGCGGUGCUAUCCAAAACAAAGGCUCUUCGACUGGAGCUCAAAAUCUUGAAGAAGACAACGCUCAAAACAAAGAAGAAACCUCUUCUCCUGGUGAAGGUGGUAAACGAGAUUCGAAGCACGUUGACGAGAAGGACUCAACAGGGAAAGAAAACUCUGAGGAUACUCCUAGUAAUUCUCUUGCCAGAGUUGCGUUCCCUUCAAAUGAUGUUGAUGAGGACGAUCAGGAUUCAGAUGAAAUUGAGGGGUAUUUUUUAGAAGAUGAAGACAUGAAUAUGGGAGAAGCUGAUACUGAGGGAAAUCAAACUGGAACUAGUAAUGCCAGCGUCGACACGGUCCCAAAUCCAACUAAAAUUAACAUGCUAGAUGUAGUUUUUGAGAUGAUUGAUUGUAGAAAAAGAUAUUGUGAUUUUUAG
This is a messenger RNA of Lathyrus oleraceus (garden pea), 2145 nucleotides long. RefSeq lists its product as uncharacterized. The transcript has 5 exons. The coding region runs from base 1 to 2145 and encodes 714 amino acids. NCBI's taxonomy places the organism in Eukaryota, Viridiplantae, Streptophyta, Magnoliopsida, Fabales, Fabaceae. The record is from RefSeq and is a predicted model, not a curated record. Gene Ontology annotation, biological process: meristem maintenance; meristem development.